Molecule: messenger RNA, 10523 nt
Organism: Mercenaria mercenaria
Lineage: Eukaryota; Metazoa; Mollusca; Bivalvia; Venerida; Veneridae
Product: protrudin-like
Exons: 13
Coding region: 377-1519 (380 amino acids)
Biological process (GO): protein localization to plasma membrane; vesicle-mediated transport; endoplasmic reticulum tubular network formation
Cellular component (GO): endoplasmic reticulum tubular network
Molecular function (GO): metal ion binding
Source: RefSeq, a predicted model, not a curated record
ACGUCAGUGAAUGUAUGUUUCAAAAUGAUAUUUAUCUACACAUGUGUAACUUCAAAUUUACUGGAUUUAAAAGCUAAGCAAGGAAAAUGUAUUGAAUCAUUUGAAUUUACCCAGUAUUUAUCUUAUUUGUACAAGUGUCAUUAGUCAAUGUAAAAUGAUUCAAUGUUAUUGUGGCACUCGAUAAUUAUGUAGACUAAGUCCUUUGUUACAAAGUGAUUAAUUAUUUACAUUGGUAACCUACACCUUACUGAACAUAUAGGUGUUAUAUUAUACCUGUAAAAGGAGUAAAUAUACAUGAUUUAUGUACAUGUGUUUUAUGUCUACAUCAGUGAAUGUAGCUGAAACUGAAAUAAUAAUUUGACUAUCUGUUCAGCAGAUGGAGGAAGAAAUCUCACCUGGUUACCAUGACAACAACAGAGCGCCCCCUGCUGGCAAGGUGGAUAUUGCGCAAUUUGUCCUCCAGGUGGAGAGGUUUAACUGUAUGACUGAACCAUUUGCAUUUGUCUUGUAUCUCUGGGAUGAUUUGAGAAGAUGGAGGUACCCUGUGUUAACUGUGAUACUAUGGAUAGUAUGUAACCUUGCCAGUCUUAUACUUACACAAGCCGCUGUGUUUACCCUGGUGUCGCUACUGGUGAUUGCUAUAGCAUUGAUAUGUCUGAUACAGUUACAUACACGUUUGUUAGACAAGUUCCUCCCCAGUACAAGCGUAGAUAAUGACAGUAUUGACGAACCUGUCGAUGAAAAUUCGGCUUUACAGACUGUCAGAGAUUUUAAAUUUAGUUUGAUGCAGAUGCAUGAGUUUGUGGGCAAGUGCAAUGAGUAUCUCCGUCAUUUCUACUCCCUCCUCAAGUGGGAUCAUACGUUGAUCUCUGUGAAAUUUCAUUUUGAGUUGUGUUUUUUGUUACUUUGUUUGGUUGUGUUUCCUACACGGUGGACAGCAGUCCUGUUAACCAACUGGUUCUUUCUAGGAACAGAGGAUGUUUGUCUAGGUUUUAGGGAUCGUUUUUACCUGUUUAUAGAGUAUAUCCAAGGAAAACGAAGUUUAUCUUCUGUAUUUGAGGAACCAGUGGGAAGGCUAAGUAACAGAAUAUACAAGGAAUCAGUAAAUGGUACAGCAGCUGUAGAGACAGACAGUGAGGAAACCUCUCCUCUUACAGACUCAGAUAAAUUAGAUACAGGUCAGGAUGAGACCGGGGAUGAAGAAGGUGGGGGAGAUCAGGUUGUGUCAGGUGAUAAACCGGGGAUGGUGGCGAGACUCAUGGAACUUAAACGGCGUAGGAAAAUUAUCUCAAAUGAAUGUUGUUUUGAAUGCAAGACAUCAUUUUCUUCUAUUUUGAAAAGAAGGCACACGUGUUGUCACUGUGGUAACAAUUUCUGUUCAAAAUGUUGUAAUCAAAAGGUUCCAAAGUCUCUGUUUGGUGCAACAGCACCAUCAGCACAGACUGAGACAGUGUUGGUAUGUGUAGUGUGCCAUAAACUUCUUCAGGAUGAACAAGCUGGUAAAGAGAAAUCCUCCUAGAUGUAGCCAGUUUGGCAGAUGCCUUCUAGUGGCAAAAAUAUUCCUCCUAGAUGUCAUGGUAGCCAGUUUGACUGAUGCCUUCUAGUGGCAAAAAUAUUCUCUGAGUUACCAUGGUCAGCAGUGUGGCAGGUAUUUUCUAGUGGUAAAAAUAUUCUCCUACUUGCCAUGGUGACCAAGCUGAUGGUAAAAAAUCUUCUUAUGAUAGAGAUGUUCUCCUAGUUACCAUGGUAACCAGUGUGAAAGAUAUCUUCUGGUGGCAGAAAUAUUCCCAUCCAGUGACACAAAGCAUACUAAGUGUCUUGAUGUUGCAGAUGUAUAGAAAUUUAUCAACGGUUUGAAGUCAGCAGGGUAUGGGUUAUAGAAAAAUUGAUUACAGAUGUACAUAGUAGAAUGUACUGAAUGUUUUGUAAACAAAUUAUGAAUUUCGGUCUGUUAUGUCAAUAGAGACCAUCAACAUGGCAAAUGUAUUUGUUGUAAGAUAUAAUUGUAAAAGAUUAUAUACCAAUUUGAGUUGUCUUUUAGGUAGAUUUUGUAAGAUUUUUGGCAAAUAUGGAACAUAAAAUUAAAAAACUGCUUUACAAUCAAAAAGUCAUUGAAAAGAUGCUGCUGUAUGUAAGAUAAGACAGUUGUCACGGAAUUUCAGAUAUCAGUGUUAUGUUUUCUAUUAUUCUAAAAUUUUCAGCAAAAUAUAGGAUGUGUAAUGGCUGCUAACUGGUUUAUGUAUAGAAAUUUAUCAACGGUUUGAAGUCAGCAGGGUAUGGGUUAUAGAAAAAUUGAUUACAGAUGUAUAUAGUAGAAUGUACUGAAUGUUUUGUAAACAAAUUAUGAAUUUCGGUCUGUUAUGUCAAUAGAGACUAUCAACAUGGCAAAUGUAUUUGUUGUAAGAUAUAAUUGUAAAAGAUUAUAUACCAAUUUGAGUUGUCUUUUAGGUAGAUUUUGUAAGAUUUUUGGCAAAUAUGGAACAUAAAAUUAAAAAACUGCUUUACAAUCAAAAAGUCAUUGAAAAGAUGCUGCUGUAUGUAAGAUAAGACGUUGUCACGGAAUUUCAGAUAUCAGUGUUAAGUUUUCUAUUAUUCUAAAAAAUUCAGCAAAAUAUAGGGUGUAUAAUGGCUGCUAACUGGUUUCAAUGAUGAAGACAGGAUUAUAUAUUAACAUGAAACAGAAAAAUUGAAUAUGAUUUUGGUUUAUCUUUUUUUCUUUUUUUUUUCAUUAUUUCUUAUGAAUAUGAGCCGAAGGAAGAUUUUUUACCUGUACAUGAUACUAAAUCAUGUCAUUGAAGAAAUAGUAAUACAGUAUAAAUAUAAAAGAAAUUAAUGUACCUAUUAAAUCAGAUCUUAAGGGCAGAUUAAAGUGAUUUUGUGCCCAAAUUUCAUAUUUAUACAGAGCAUCUGUGUUGACGAAAAACAUGUUUGUGCAUAUAAAAAAUAUUGUAUGUAAGAUAAAAAAAAAGUACACACUUAAUAAAUCUAUUACUAGCCUUAGUAUGGUACUACCAGUAAAAAACUGGCAGAUUUUUAACAUUUAUUUGUUAUUGCAUGACAUUAUAAAUGUCUACAUACACAGAUAGUUUUUAUUUUUAGCCAAGUUACCUACUUUUGUUGAGAAUUUUCUACAUUUUAAAGAUAAUAUCUAAUGAUAUUUUUUGUGUGUGUGUGUAGGUGUUCAUGGUAUAUCUUUAAGUUACAUAGAAACCUCUAUAUUCUUACCACCCGUUUAGCUCAGUAGGUAGAGCGUUGGUCUAUGGAUCACGGGUCGUGAGUUCGAUCCUCGGGCUGGGCGUAUGUUCUCCGUGACUAUUUGAUAAACAACAUUGUGUCUGAAAUCAUUAGUCCUCCACCUCUGAUUCAUGUGGGGAAGUUGCCAGUUACUUGCGGAGAACAGGUUUGUACUGGUACAGAAUCCAGGAACACUGAUUAGGUUAACUGCCCGCCGUUACAUGACUGAAAUACUGUUGAAAAACGGCGUUAAACCCAAAACAAACAAAUCUAUAUUCUUUGCCCAACAGCCAGGAUCUCCUCUUUACUAAGUAUUGAAGCUGCAAAAUAAUGAAACAUUGUCAAUGCAUGAGAAUGAUGGAAGGGGCAUUACUCCAGAUAUGAACAUUGUUGUUUCAGUAGAUAUUUUAAUGUGUAUGAUAUAUGUAUAAAAUACAGGUAAACUACUUCAAUUUUACAUCAAAUUUCAAAAGCAUGAUUUAAAUAAUGCAUUUUAUUUACAAAAAGAGUUGUUUGUAUACUUAAAAGCUUCCUAAAACUUGCAGAAUCACUUUAGAAAUUGUGUUUCAGUUAUAGUUAUUAACUAAUGAAAGUAUUUUGUAAAUUUCGAAAACUUUGACAUAAAUCUAAGGGCGUUCAGCAAAGCAAAUAUCCUUCUUGUUCACUUAAUUAACUUAAGUGAUGUUUGUCUACAAUGCAGAAUGCAGUUGGGAAAUGCAUUUCUUGACUGUAUUAAUAAUGAGUGUAUCAUUUUUUGUUGUUUUUCAAAGUAACAUAGUCUCUGAUUUUGUUACAUAGCUACUUCUGCAAUUUUAGAUUUAGUUAGUUGUGUUAUUUGUGGUCCAUUGACUCUCAAAGAGCUGUAUAUGCAUAUAUAUAUGUUGUUUUUUUUACCAUUAAAACAUAAAAAGUCCACAAAAGUAAUCUUUCUGUACAGUGUACAGAGGGCAAGCGCCAAUUGUCAUAAAUGUGUUUCUUUUUUAUAUGUUUAAGUUGGAACCUGUAUGAUUGCAUUUUAAAUUAAAUUUACUCUGAAACUGAAACUGUGUUGUAUGUUACAUUUUAAGCUACUCUGAGUUUGUGAUAAAGAUACAUGCCUGAAACUUAGUCCCCUACUGGUUGAAAACCAGUUUCGGGGACUAUAGGAAUGCACUUUUCUGUCCGAAAUUUCGUGUCCAGUCCAUAACUCUGUCAUUCAUGAAGGGAUUUUAAUAUUACUUGGCGUAAAUGUUCCCCAUGAUGAGACGAUGUGUCAUGCGCAAAACCCGGACCCCUGGCUCAAAGGUCAAGGUCACAAUUGGAGGUCAAAGGUCAACAGGGUUUUUUUCCUGUCCGGUCCAUAACUCUGCCAUCCAUGAAGGGAUUUUAAUAUUACUUGGCACAAAUAUACCUCAUAAUAUAACGAUGUGUCAUGCAAAACUUUUAGACCCCUAGCUCAAAGGUCAAGGUCACACUUAGCAGUCAGAUGUUUACAUGGCAUGAACAGUGUCUGUUUUGUGUCCGGUCCAUAACUCUGUCAUUCAUUAAGGGAUUUUAAUAUUACCUGGCACAAAUAUUCCCCAUGAUGAGACGACAUGUCAUGCGCAAAACUCGGACCCCUAGCUCAAAGGUCAAGGUCACAAUAGGAGGUCAAAGGUCAACAGUGUUUUUUUCCUGUCCGGUCCAUAACUCUGUCAUCCAUCAAGGGAUUACAAUAUUACAUGGCAUAAAUGUUCUCCAUGAUGAGAUGACAUGCCAUGCGCAACACCCAGAACCCUAGCUUAAAGGUCAAUGUCACACUUGGAGAUCAAAGAUCAAUAGGAUUUUUUUCCUGUCCGGUCUGUUACUUUGUCAUGCAAAACAGGAUUUAAAUAUCAGUUGACACAAAUAUGUCUCUGGAUAAGACAAUGUGUCAUGUGCAAAACCUGGGCCUUAGCUAAAAGGUCAAGGUCACAUUUGGAAGUCAAAGGCCAAAAGGGUUUUUUUCCUGUACAGUCUGUAACUCAACAAUCUUUAAAGGGAUUUUAAUAUUACUUGGCACAAAUAUUCACCAUCACGAGACGGAUUGUCAUGCGCAAGAACCAGGUCCCUAGGUCUAAGGUCAAGGUCACACUUAGAGGUCAAAUGUCAAAUUCAAGAAUGACUGUCCGGAGCAUUUCUUUAUGCAUGGAGGGAUUUUGAUGUAACUUGGCACAAAUGUUCACCACUAUGAGGCACCCUUGUUUUUAGAAUUACUUCCCUUUGUAAUUACUAUAAAUAUAAUUUAUAUUGUAACUUUUUUUAUUACUGGCUAUAGGGAACAAUCGAGACCACUUUUCUGUGGUACAACAUGCAUGUUACAUCCAAUUUUUAGGUGUAUUUUGACAUCUCUACCUAGUAAAGAGUUUUUAGGAUUAACUUCCCUUUGUUGUUACUAUAAAUAAUAAUAGAGAAAAUCAGGUUCCUUCCAGUAGGGGACUUUGUAUUGCAUGGCAAUACUUCAUUCAGUUGUUCAGUUAAAACUUAAAAAGACUGUAAAAUUUCGUAGUAAGCUUAUUAUAGUUUGGUAAUUAUUUUUUGAUUCUGUUGCACAAGGUUGAUUAAGGAGUUUGAGUUAAUUGCUAGAUUUCCUCUCAAUGUCUUAUUUAUGUUGCUUGUCAAUACAUGUACUGCAAAAUGUCGGUCAUGUACACAAUAAAGAUACAUAGGAAAUGAAUGUAUUUUUGUGUACUAUCAUGCAUAUAAUAUACCACCGAAGAGUAACACUUCAACCUAUGUCUGCAUUUAAAAACUACAGUCUACACGUUAGGUAUAGAUUUAUCAGUGUAUAGUAAUAUAAUGCAUGUAGACAUAUAUGUAUAUGUUUUUCAAGUUCAUUUUUGCGUAUUAUUUUCUACCAUAUGGCUGACGUGUAUUUUAAUCCAAACUAUUACUAGUCAUGACCUUUUUCUAUAAUAUAAUAAAUGUACAAUACAUUAAUUUUCAUAGUCCAUGUUUUUAUAUGAAGUUAAGAUUUUAUUAUUUGCAUAUUUUAUCUUCUGCAUGCCAGAAUUUUAGAAAUUUUAUAUCUAGUUUAUUUGCAGACUUUAUAUUGCCUUUAAUAAAUUUAUAGUUUUGUUUUUUAAACUUUUAAAUCCUGUUUUCUUCUAAUUUUAACUUGCUGUUUUAUGAAUUAUUUCAUAGUUUAGUUCAAGCUAACAUUGAAAAAGAUAUUCUUUAAAAGUGAACAGUUUACAUUGGUUUAACCCUUACCAUGCUGGACUGGAUUGAUUCUGCCUUUGCGACCAGUGUAGAUCAUGAUUAGCCUGCACAUCUGUGCAGUCUGUUCAAGAUCUGCACUGUUUGCCAUUAAGUCAGUAUCUUUUUGGUUAAGCACCCCUUUUAACAGUUAAUGGUACUGUCCUAACUGAAAGAUGGACAAGUUCAUUAUAGAAAUUUAGCAGGGCAAGGGUUAAAAAAAAAAGAGAAUUAUUUAUUUAAUAAAAUAUGAGGAAGAAAACAGUUUUAGUUACCUUAAUGACCAAGUAAAAGAAGUUUAUUUGACUGUGUGGAUAUAGGGAAAGAUUAAGCUUAACCAUUAGCCAGCUGGCAGCAAGUGAUUCUGCAUUUGCAACCAGUGCAGACCAAGAUUAGCCUGCACAGAUGCACAUCUGUGCAGUCUGAUCAUGGUCUGCACUGUUAGCCAUUCAGUCAGUAUCUUUUUGGUAAGCACCCCUUUUAACAGUUAAUGGUACUGUCCAAAUUGAAAGAUGGACAAGUUCAUUAUAGAAAUUUAGCAAGGUAUGGGUUAAAAUAGCAUACCAAAAUUUACAGCAACAUUGUUAAUUACAUAUUUGUAAUUAUUAUUUGAAAUGUAUCAUAGAACAGUUGCUGGCUGCAGCUACAAGGGAGAAAAUUAUAACUUUCAAAGCUUCCACCAGUUUUGUCAAACAUGUUUCUCUGAGCCUGAUAAGUAGCUAUUUAUUUUGAUAGCACUGCAGUAAAAUGUUCUAGAGGUCAACUGUUCUACAUACAGUUUUGUUAUAGUCAUAAGAAAUCCUGGAGUACCUCAGGACCUGUAUUCAUCAAAUUUACUCUUCAGUGCCGAGAAUUUGAAUUUCACAGUAGCUAUUAUUAUAAUCAGUGUAAGUAAGACUGUAAGGUAACUUUUUCAAAACUGCAUCAGUCUUGCUAAGUAUACGAAAUUUCUGUUAUAAUUAUUUCAUUAAUAUCAGCAGUCCUGCUGGCAGCAAAUGAUUCUGCCUUUGUAAGCAGUACAGACCAAGAUCAGCCUGCACGUCAGUUACAGGCAUCACAUGGUCUGCACUGUUUGCUGCUGUCAGUAAAUUUUCAGUGAACACCCCUUUGAAUAGAUAGUGAUACUGCCCAAAUUGAAUGAUGGACCAGUCCAUUUUAAAAAUUCAGCAGGGUAAAUGUUAAAUUUGUGAAAAUUAAGCAGCAUGAAACAGUCUCAAGCUGUUGAUUAUGGCAAACAGUUUGGAUUUCAGCUCAAGGAUAUCAGUUCAAAAUUUUACAUCUAGCAUUUUGAUGAAUACAGGUUCAAUUCUUACAGUAUUCAUUCUUUAUCAAUGUUUUUGUGUUUUGCUUUGCUUGUUUUUCACUUACUUCUGUACUGUUGCUUAUUUUUGUAGCCCCGACAACAAAGUUGUAAGGGGAGGUAUACUGGUUUCAGGUUGUCUGUCUGUCCGUCUGUCUGUCUGUCCGUCGACGCAAUCUUGUGCGCUCCAUCUCUCCUUAUCCCCUUGACAGAAUUUAAUGAAACUUCACACAAGUGAUCAGUACCAACAGUAGUUGUGCAUGGGGCAUGUUAGGUUCUUUUAGAAAAAAAAUUUGCAGAGUUAUGGGACUUUGUUUUUUUGUUACUAUACUAUAUACAUAGACACAAUCUUGUGCGCACCAUCUCUCCUCAUCCCCUUGACACAAUUUAAUGAAACUUCACACAAGUGAUCAGUACCAACAGUAGUUGUGCAUGGGGCAUGUUAGGUUCUUUUAGAAAAAAAAUUUGCAGAGUUAUGGGACUUUGUUUUUUUGUUACUAUACUAUAUACAUAGACACAAUCUUGUGCGCACCAUCUCUCCUGAUCCCCUUGACACAAUUUAAUGAAACUUCACACAAGUGAUCAGUAACAACAGUAGUUGUGCAUGGGGCAUGUUAGGUUCUUUCAGAAAAAAAUUUGCAGAGUUAUGGGACUUUGUUUUUUUGUUACUAUACUAUAUACAUAGACACAAUUUUGUACGCACCAUCUCUCCUCAUCCCCUUGACACAAUUUAAUGAAACUUCACACAAGUGAUCAGUAUCAACAGUAGUUGUGCAUGGGUCAUGUUAGGUUCUUUCAGCGACAAAAAAUGCAGAGUUAUGGGACUUUGUUUCUUGUUAACAUACUAUGUACAUACAGUCUGCAUAUGCAAUCUUGUGCAUGCCUAAUCUACCAAACCCUUACACACAAUUUAAUGAAACUUCACACAAGUGAUCAGUACCAACCCUAGUUGUGCAUGGUGCAUGUUACAUUCUUUUAGAUAAAUAUUUUGCAUAGUUAUGGGACUUUGUUUUUUGUUACUUUACUGUAUACAUACAGUCUAUAUACAUACAGUCCACAUAAUUAUGCAAUCUUGUGUGCGUCAAAUUGCAAUGUACUGUGUCAGUGCAUGCGGGGGGUACAUUCAUCACCUUUAGUGAUAGCUCUUGUUAUCACAGUUUUAAUGUUGCUUCAUAACUGUAUGACUUUAAAGAAAAAAGGGUUGUUUUUUUUGUUACUAACUGUCAAAUAUAUUGAUUGUCAGUGUUGAGUAUUCACAGACCUUUUCAGUGAUUUUUAUAAAAAAAAUGUGAAAAGUUGCCUUUCUUAAAAGAUUUUUAUACUUUUAUAUUCAAUUUGUUUAAAAAGUAAAAAGUAAACCAUUAGGUUAAACCAUAAAACCAUUUUCAUAAAUUUACAGCAGUUGGCAGUCAAUAGUUUUUUUCACUGAUAAAAGCUUUAAUACCUCAAUUUUGACAGGUUUGUUUCAUGCUAUAAUGAAAUAAUCUUAAAAUUUUCAGUGGAUAAUGUUUUCAUCAUGCAUUUGGGUCAUUUUAGCCAAUAGUAGCAUUGUCCCAAAACCAAUAAAACCAUGAUAAUGUAAUGUGAUAACUGAAGUGUAACUUAUACACAGUUAGUGAUUGUGGUUGUAUUUAUACAGUCAUAUUUCUGUUCUUGCCAUCUUAUCGUUUAUAUAUUCUUACAUUGAACGAGCUGAACGACUUCUACUUAUUUUCAAAGUUUUUUUUUGUUAUAGCAGUCUACCAGCCUGCAGUGUCUGAGGUUAUAAAACUGGGUUUUUGGACCAAUCUCAAGUUUCAAGUACCUGCUUGAUUUAUGUAUCAAUAUUGACCAAUGGCAAAACUGCAAUCUAGACUGGUCUCCAAGCUAAAUUCUGUAAUAUUGGACCCUGGGCUUGUUUGACAAUCAGGUGACAUAAAUUCUCUCCAUUAUGUGACAAGUGGACAGACUACAUGAAUCAUUUGUCCUCUAUAUGUCCGAGUCAAUUACUGAACUUUUCAUUAUAUAUUGAGAACGAGUUACAGUGAAGUGAUUGUUAUUUUAAGUGGACUAAUUUUCACAGAUCUCAAGGUUGAGAAAAUCCAGGCAAUUUCAUGCUUAUGGACACAUAAAUUUCACACUAAGUCUUAAAACUUUUUCAGUUUCAAAAUCCACAAAAUUUAAUGCAUGUUCCCAUGAAAAAGCAAUUGUACCAACAAAAUCGAGUGAUUUCACUGUAGUCUUGGAACAGAAUACUGGAAACUUUGUUACGUUAACUAGUUGAGCUAACAUCAUUGAAUGAUAACAAAUUGACCUGUAAUUUCAACAAGCAAUGUCUACGCAGUACUCUAUUCUUGUAUGCUGUUUAUGCCGACAGUGAAAUACUGCUUACUUGCAUAUUGAUGGCUCAAGUACCCAGGCUCGCUUAAAGAAUUACUGUGCUCCCCAGAUAUUUUCCUUAUCUUUCCUAGUUUUAGAUUGCUUGAAACUUUAGCAAACUUGAGCAUUAUGCUUAUUCCCUUGUGACCUGUGAACAGUUCUACUGUAUGUGAUAUACUAGUAGCUAAUAACAGCUAUAAUAGCAGGGAAAACUGAAUUUAUAGAGAAAAAUGUGAAAGGACAUUACUGUUGAAAAGUAAUAUAGACAGUACUUCUACUUCACUAGGGCUGUUUAAUGUUCUAGUCACUACCUUGGGAGACGAACUCCCAUUUCUCAUACUAGAAGAGAUGUUUAUGUCUUAACAAAUGUUUAAGGGUGUAGUUAUUUACUUUUUUGUAGAAGAUAAUGUGCAAUAAAAUAUGUAUAAAUUGUAAA